AAGGUGAAAUUUUCAGUGGCAAACUACUCUAAAAUCUAAAUUAAACGGUCGGACGGAAGGAAACUUCCGACGACUUCCCUUCGUGAUUCCCCCAAACCCAACCACGCCAGCUCCGACGGCGAUAUGCUCCUCGUCGACGGCGAACCCGUCUCCUCCCCCACGGCCACGGGGAGCAGCGGGAGGGAGCUCGUGGCGGCGCUCAUGGGGAACCCCGGGCUCUGCGCCGCGUCCGAACGGCUAAGGGCCGCGCCGGAGAGGCAGAUCUCGUCGGGGCCUGAGGGGCCCAGGCACGUCUACGUCUUCCAGCGGGAGUACGCCACGGUGGAUCCGGCGCGCGUCGAGUUAGUGGGCACAGAUGAGAUGACUACAUGUGUGGGUGUUGCAGUUCGCAACAACAAGACUGGAAUGACUUCUGUUAGCCAUAUGGACUUUCCAAAGAUUGUAGAAGGAGGGUUCAGACAGAUGCUAGAAUUACUUGGUGAUGACAAUGCACCAUUUGAUGUUCACCUGAUUGGUGGUUUCGAUGAUGCUUCUACAAAGGUUGUCCAUUCUUCUGGAGGGAAACACAACAAACAGGAAGGACACUCCCAUCCACUUUGUUGCAAGAUAGUUGAAGUGCUGCAUAAAUUCGAGCAACAAUUCCACCUUCGGUCUUUUUGUGUUCUUGGGAACAACACUAUGACUGAUUCUUAUGGCAAUGCACGACCAAUAGUUGGUGGAUUUGUGAUGGAAACAUCAUCUGGUGUUGUUUCUCCUGCAAGCUUUGACAUGACUUCAAGGUGUCCUGAUGAAAUAGUCAGAAGAAUUCGUGUGAGUGUUUGUUCAUAUGAUCCAAGUUGGAAAGGGAAGUUACUGGAGACCUACGACACACACGCUGAUAUUUUCCAAAUUGCCCCUGCCUGCUGGAUGCCAGACUGGGCAGAACUAGCAUCCUCUCUUAACGAGCUUUCAGACUCUGAAAUCCUGCUUCAGUGCUCCACCUCUCCAGCGGCAGAACCACCUCAUUUUGUUGAAACUGAGAGAAGGAUAUGGAAAUACAUGAUGGAGAAUCCAGACUGGGAAGACACAUUUCCAAAGUACAAGCCCCGGGUCUUCCGUUGGACCGAUGAUGGAAGGAUGCCAGACUGGGCAGAACUAGCAUCCUCUCUUAACGAGCUUUCAGACUCUGAAAUCCUGCUUCAGUGCUCCACCUCUCCAGCGGCAGAACCACCUCAUUUUGUGGAAACUGAGAGAAGAUCACCUUCAUGAAUGAAACAAGCCCCGGGUCUUCCGUUGGACUGAUGAUGGAAGGUGGUCAAGGCACUCUUAGCAUCAUCCUGAUCUUGUCAUCAGUUGGAGCUCUACAAGCGAAACAAGACUCUGCGAUCCCAGUCAAAUUCACCAUUUCCAUUGGCUUUUCAGCUUCAGUUAUCUCAUGUAUUUGCCAUAGGUGAUUCAUGUAUUAUUUGGACUCACCAUAAAUGUAUGGCGAGAAUCCGACUUGGAGUUGGUGUGUUACAUGCCCGGUUGGUACGCCACGUUGUCGAUUCAUGCAUAUUAAAUCCUUUGCAUCGACUACGUAUUGUGGUCAGAGGAGCGGCAGUUAGGUGUUGUCUAAGGUUGUGGCAAGUAAUUUUUUUCGUUGUGGUUUUCAAUGGUGUGUUUGAAAUUUACUCCCUCUCUUGUACGCGUGUCUCUGAGUUGAGUGAUCCAGUCUCUGAAUCUUUGGACA
Lolium perenne is the source of this 1711-nucleotide messenger RNA. The record is from RefSeq and is a predicted model, not a curated record. NCBI's taxonomy places the organism in Eukaryota, Viridiplantae, Streptophyta, Magnoliopsida, Poales, Poaceae.